Messenger RNA from Xiphias gladius (swordfish), 1081 nucleotides. Its product is annotated as homeodomain-interacting protein kinase 1-like. Gene Ontology annotation, biological process: smoothened signaling pathway; positive regulation of transcription by RNA polymerase II; peptidyl-threonine phosphorylation. The record is from RefSeq and is a predicted model, not a curated record. Lineage: Eukaryota; Metazoa; Chordata; Actinopteri; Istiophoriformes; Xiphiidae. Gene Ontology annotation, molecular function: protein serine/threonine kinase activity; SMAD binding; transcription corepressor activity. The transcript is spliced from 6 exons. Gene Ontology annotation, cellular component: cytoplasm; PML body; nucleus. The annotation marks the transcript as partial.
CCGAGAAGAGGCACGUGGGAUGUCAAUUCAGCCUCUGGGUUACAGGGCACCUGAAGUCAUCCUGGGCCUUCCCGUGUCCGAGGCCAUAGACAUGUGGAGUCUUGGCUGCCUGCUUGGGUUCUUGUACCUCGCCGAACACCCGUUUGCGAUUAACUGCGAGUACCAGUCGAUGAAAGGCAUUGUAGACGUUCUGGGCCAGCCAGCUGACCACCUCCUCAGUGCUGGGGACUACACCCACAAGUUUUUUAAGGCGAACCAGCACUGGGACAACCCAAGAUGGUGGAUGAAGACCCCAAGGGAAUACCAGCUUGGCACUGGAAUUGAGCCCGAAACAUGGAAGAGCGCUCUUAGAAGUCUGGAUGACCUGAUGACUCAUGACCCAGAGACACAGGAAUCCAUUGAGCUAGUGGAUCAAAGAGCUUUCGUCAGCCUCCUGAAGAGCCUUCUAAACACCGACCCAGAGAAGAGGAUCACUCCGGGGAAGGCUCUCGAGCACCCCUUUGCCACAAUGGCUCAUCUGAUGGGCGAUAUAGAGACCAGCUUGUAUGUGGAGGAUUGUUUGGAGAAAAUGGCGGUCUUACCGAUGGAUGACUUGGACGAAGACCUAUCUCCAGACAAUGAGGCUGAGGAAGAGCCCAGAGUUGAAGAGCCUUCAGCCACACCUCCUCCUCCUAAUGAUGCAGGCUCAGCCGUUUUUCGUUCCUGUGACGGCAUUAAAAACACGCCUCACUCAUCUGAGGGACUGGAAGCUGCUGCAGAAACAGACGCUGCUGGCUCAGCUGUAGAGGAACUAGCUGUUAGCCGAGGGCAAGCCAGUCCAGCUGAUGGUGAGGCUCAGGUAGAGCCCAGAGGUGAAGAGCCUUCAGCCACACCUCCUCCUGCUGAUGCAGGCUCAGCUGUUAUUCGCUCCUGUGACGGCAUUAAAAACACGCCUAACUCAUCUGAGGGACAGGAAGCUGAUGUAAAAACAGACGCUGCUGGCUCAGCUGAACAGGAACUAGCUGUUAGCCAAUGUCCAAGCAGUCCAGCUGAGGAGACAUCAGCCAAAGACGGGUCACCUGAUGAGGGUCCGCCUGCCAGA